This is a messenger RNA of Cajanus cajan (pigeon pea), 1114 nucleotides long. RefSeq names its product mitochondrial import inner membrane translocase subunit TIM17-2. Gene Ontology annotation, cellular component: TIM23 mitochondrial import inner membrane translocase complex. Gene Ontology annotation, molecular function: transmembrane protein transporter activity. Gene Ontology annotation, biological process: protein import into mitochondrial matrix. NCBI's taxonomy places the organism in Eukaryota, Viridiplantae, Streptophyta, Magnoliopsida, Fabales, Fabaceae. The record is from RefSeq and is a predicted model, not a curated record.
AUUAGCUUUAAUAACUCCUUCCUGAAGACAACUUGGCGUGCAGUCGCAAACUCAACCCUAGGCACUGCACACAGAAAUUCAUUCCCCCAUCCAACAAUACACACAAUCUUUCUCUUUCUCUCCAUCUUAAUUCUAAACCCUAACCCUAGUUUGUGAGAGAGAGCCACUCCACCAUGGGAACUCCAGAGACAUCGCGCGAACCGUGUCCCGAUCGCAUUCUCGACGACAUAGGCGGCGCCUUCGGCAUGGGUGCAGUGGGUGGAUCCGCCUUCCACUUCAUCAAGGGUCUCUACAACUCCCCCAAGGGCGACCGCUUCGUCGGCGCCACCCAGGCCGUCCGCCUCAACGCCCCCCGCGUCGGCGGCAGCUUCGCCGUCUGGGGCGGCCUCUUCUCCGCCUUUGAUUGCUCCAUGGUCUACGCCCGCCAGAAGGAGGAUCCCUGGAACUCCAUCGUCGCCGGCGCCGCCACUGGCGGCUUCCUCUCCAUGCGCCAAGGCCUCGCCGCCUCCGCCCGCUCUGCCGCCUUCGGCGGCGUCCUCCUCGCCCUCAUCGAGGGCGCCGGGAUCAUGCUCAACAAGUUCCUCAGCGCGCAGCAGCCCAUGCCUAUCAUCAUGGACGAGCCUCCGCCGCCCCCGCCGCCGGAGACGGCGUCCUCGGGGUGGAUCGGUGGACUAUUCGGCGGAGGGAAGAAGGAGGAGGGCUCCGCCGGUGGUGGAAGCGAGACGAACAUUCUGGAGAGCUUUGAUGCUCCCCCUGUGCCCAAAUUUGAGUAUAAGUAAGAACAUGCUUGGAUAAGUUUCUCUAUAAUUGAUUUCUCUAUAAAAUAAUUGAGUUCAUAUUAUGCGUAAGUUAGCAUAGCUUAUGGGAGGAGCCUGAUUAAUUUUUUCUUCUCUGUCGUAUGGAGAAGCUUAUUCAAACAGAAGAGGUGGUUUAUAGGGUAGUGAUUUUUGUAAGCUAUUGAAUUUGUUGUCGAUUUGAACCUAACUUGAUGAUUGUCUAUCAUACAAUGAUUUUGUUUUUUCUUUCACAAUAAUGCGUAAUGUAAGUGUAGUGGUAGGCUUUCAUCAUAUUUAUUAUAUAUUAUUUUCUUUUGAGUUGAAAAUUUUAAAUCUUA